AUUUAUUUGAUUUUCGGGAGCAGGGGCAGAGUGUGAUGGCGUCAGGAUCAUGUAAGAGCUGAUCUGGCUCGCGGGGACAGCAGAUGCGUUACAGUCUCUAGAUAAUAUACACCUACAGCAGAGGAGCACAAUAGGAAAGAGCGAACAAAAGGCACGUUUAUCCGUUUAUGCCGUUUUCUCUUCUGCAGGGUUCAGCCGAGCGUUUGGGAAUAUCGGCCCUCUGAAUCACGGACGAGGAUUUGCAGACGCACAAACGGUCCGAAGAGCCUGUGAUAUUGAUAUUUGAGAAACACGGCGCGAGGCGAGAGAAGCUGGAUCAUCGCGUCUCGAUGGGCUGCGGUGGAUGUGAUGAUAAUGAUGGCAGUUUAAGCGAGUCACUCGUGUAAACCUGUGAAAGGAGCCUGAUAAGAGCAGGAAAGUCGAGCGGAGAAACAAGGAAGCGAUCUCUCUCUCUCUCUCUCUCUCUCUCUCUCAUUGUGUCCAUCUAUCGCAAGAAAACAUCAAUCUAAUGCUCGAUCUAGGAGUAUGCGACUCCACGCGAGCAGUGAUCGGGCAGAUUUCAUCGAGGGCUGGCGUGUCCCUUCAGAAUGAUCCAGAGGAGCAGUAGAGAUGUUUAGCAUGACUCUGGCUGAGAAACCGCUCUCUCACGUUCAUCGGAGAGCAGGACAUUGACCAUCCGUGAUCGAGAGUUCAUCAAAAGCAGUGCUUCAUUGAAUGCAGAGGGGAUGUCUGGCAGUAAGGCGCUGGGGGGCGCGCGGCGGCGGCGGACACGGUGCCGGCGCUGUCAGGCGUGUAUGCGGACCGAGUGCGGCGAGUGCCACUUCUGCAAGGACAUGAAGAAGUUCGGCGGACCGGGACGGAUGAAGCAGUCGUGUCUGCUCCGGCAGUGCACUGCGCCGGUGCUGCCGCACACAGCUGUGUGUUUCGCCUGCGGGGAAGCGGGGAAGGAGGACACGGUGGAGUCGGAGGAGGAGAAGUUUAGCCUCUCGCUCAUGGAGUGCACCAUCUGCAACGAGAUCAUCCACCCCAGCUGCCUUAAGAUGGGCAAGUCUGAAGGCAUUAUCAAUGAUGAGAUCCCAAACUGCUGGGAAUGUCCAAAGUGCCACAAGGAGGGAAAGACCAGCAAGGAUCAAGGAGAUGGUUCAGGAAAGCGGCGCAUGGAUAAUGGGGAGGUGAGCCGCUGGAAGCUGACGGACGAGCCGCCGCCGAGUAAGAAGAAGAGCCUGUCUCUGGAGGACACGGCCCGGCCGGACGGAGCCAAGCGCAAGAAGGACAAGGAGCUUCCUCAGGAGAGCGCUUCCAAGAAGAAGAUCAAAGGAGCCCGUGAUAAACACCUAAAGAAGCAGAAAGCUAAACCCAACUCGUCGGACUCCUCCGAAGCGAACGGGCCGAACUCCUCGUCGGGCGGCGGACACGGCUCCGGCACAGCGCAGACCUCGACGCCGAGCCAGGACCAGCGCUCGCAUCACCGCGAGAAACUGGAGCGCUUCAAGCGCAUGUGCCAGCUCCUGGAGCGAGUGCGCGACUCCAGCUCCUCGUCCUCCUCCAGCUCUGAAACCGACUCGGAGUCAGACUCAGACUCUCCGUCCCCCGCGGGCGCCUCGGAGCCGUCCUCCCCGGCGUACGGCAGCGGCGCGCGCGAGCGAGAGCGGAGCCGCCGUCUGGCCGAGCUGGGCUUCAGCGCCAGCGAGGAGUCCGAGGGCGAGAGCGUGGCGGCGCAGGAGCAGGAGCAGGAGGACGAGCCGCAGACGCAGCGCCGCAGGGGAGACGCCAGCACCCGACUGCGGAAGACGCUCGCCGAGGCUGAGCCGGACGAUGACGAGGACGGCUCGGGUGACCGCGCUCACAAAGCCCUGGCCCCAUCCUCGCCGCUCUCGGCCACGCAGCCGCCGAGCUACGGACACUUAGCGGGCCCCGAGGGCCUGUCCUCGUCCAAGCGCACUAACGGACAGGACGCGCGCAACGGCCGCACGCGAGUGAGCGGCAGAGAGCUGCAGGAGAAGGAGAACUCCAACAGCAGUGCCGUCUCCAAUCACCGGCACGCCGGUGGGAAGGCCGUCCGCGGAAGCAGGAUCCGUGGAGGAGGCCGACAGGGCCAGAGCGCUCCCUGGAGCAAGAGCUCAGCGACGGCCGGAUCCGCCGCGGCUAACGGCAGCUCUCAUCCAGGGAGCGUCUCGCUGGCGCCGCCGCGCUCGCAGCUGCUGAAGAGGAGCGCCGUGGCCGUGCCCUCGCCGCCGCGACCGCUGCAGAUGGAGCGGCACCUGGUGCGCCCGCCGCCGGCCUGCCCCGAGCCCCACUGCCUGCCACUGGACAGCGGAGCCUCGCACGUCCUGCCCCGGGACGUCUGGCUCCGCGUCUUCCAGCACCUCAGCCAGCGGCAGCUGUGCGUCUGUAUGCGAGUGUGCCGCACCUGGAGCCGCUGGUGCUGUGAUAAGAGGUUAUGGACUCAGAUCGAUCUGAGCCGCCAGCGCUCCAUCACUCCUCCCAUGCUGAGCAGUAUAAUCCGUCGCCAGCCCGUGUGUCUCAACCUGGGCUACACCAACAUCUCCAAGAAACAGCUCAUGUGGCUCAUUAACCGUCUGCAAGGGCUGCUGGAGCUGAACGUGGCGGGCUGCUCGUGGUCCUCGGUCUCGGCGCUCUGUCAGUCUGUGUGUCCCUGUCUGCGGCUGCUGGACCUCAGCUGGGUGGAGGAUCUGAAGGACUCGCAUCUGAGGGAGCUGCUGGCCCCGCCGAGCAACGACACGCGCUCAGCUCACGGAGAGAACCGCGGCGGACGCUUCCAGAACGUGACAGAGCUGCGUCUGGCGGGCCUGGAGGUGACCGACGCCGUGUCGCGCCUGCUCGUGCGCUAUCUUCCUCACCUGACCAAGCUGGACCUCAGUCAGUGCUGCCACAUCACAGACCAGACCGUCCACACGCUGACCUCUCCCAUCUCCCCGCUGCGAGAGAGCCUCACGCACGUCAGCCUGGCAGGCUGCGUGAAGGUGACGGAGCAGUGUUUGCCGCUGCUGCGCCGCUGCGCCUCGCUGCAGAGCUUGGACCUGCGAUCCUGCGGCCUGCUGGCUCCAGACGUCUGCCAGCUGCACUGCUUCCCCUCGGCCGAAGACAGACUGCUGCUCAAGAACAGCUAGACCUGCCCUGACACAGGACGCUUGGACAUCAGACACUUUGCUGUUUUUGUUUUGUUCUUUAUUUCUGGAUCAACCAUUUGUGAAUGGAGAAAUCGAGUCCACAUAGAUAUUCCGUACCAGUAAUGAGUGUGUGUACAGAUUAGUAGUUUGCUGUAAUGACCCCUCCUGACCCCGGCGCCGCUCCUGUCCUGCGGGGAACACUGGUUCUGUCCCGAUGCAGAAUGUAUCCUACUGUGGAGAGCUAUCUCAAACACAGCCAUAUUAGUGUGCUUGGGUGGAUCUCACCCCAAAAUCAAAACACAUUUGAUCUGUUUGCUUUUUUGCAUUCAUUAAAAAAAAGCCCACUUUGGGACCAUUAAGAGUUUUUUCCAUUACGACAUGAUUUCAUUACUGGUAGGCACAUAUAUCCCCCAAGUUCUUAUGACUGUAAAAAUAAUAAUCUCACUCGUCUGCUUCAACAGCAUUUUAGAUUAGAUGCGAGUCUUCUCUGUUGUCAAAGGUGAUGAGGUUCAGAUACACAAAUGAGAAUCAGAUGCUUAAAAAUCUUUAUGGUCCUAAAAUGAGGCUUGAGUUUGAUUUUUGGGGUUUUAGGUGUUUGUUGAGAUUCACUCAUUGAUGGAUCAGUUUUGGGAAGUGUGUGUGAACAGUGUUAGCGUCCAGACGCUGGAUGGGUGGUGGGCUCUGAUGGUGUGCUUGCUGUUCCCUUCUCUUCACUGUAGUGGUGCCACACUCGCUCUCGGCCUUGCUGUGCCAUAUGCUGACCGUCCUCUGUCCUUCCCCUCUUCAUUCCUGAUCGAUGGAGGACACGGAUCCCGAAGCCUGACAGACGAGCUAGGCUCGAGCUGCUGUGUCGUCACGCUGUGCUCCGCUGCAUCUUAUAUAAUGUCACAGGGUGAAUGUUGCUGUAGAUUCCUGCAGAUCUGGAAAGGUUUUCACAGAACGAGGCGUUAGUUUGUUGAUUGGCUGAUUGGAUUGUUGUCAUUAAAGCUGCUCACCUUCAAAGCCAGAAUGGUCCAAACUCAAAUAUGCCUCCCAUUAGCAAUGGAGAAAGGGUGAAGAAAAAUGCUUUGUGGCCAAUUAGUUUGAAAACGUAUUAGAGAAUGAAACGGUUGGUGUUCCCAGCCACAUUCAGUGUUAUCACUCGCAAAAGACUAACCACACAUAUUCUGCAAACGCAUUCUUCUGGUGUUUUAAUGGUUCUCUGAAAGAGCUGCUCUGAGCGGGAAGGCUUUAACAGAUUUAAUUGUUCUGAUUUGAAACCAGUUCCAUCUUCUCUGUUGAACUAUUAAACAGGCUUCUACUAAGGAGCCUCAAACAGCUUUUCUUCAAUCUUUCGGUGAGCUCUGCAGCUACUUCCUUCCAGAAUACGAUGCAUGUCGACACCUUUCACUGACUGUAUUCCUUGCACACUUUUAUUCAGUAUUGGGUCCAAUACAUGGCAGUUUAAAGUGUUUGGUGGCAGUAGACAAACAGCAUCCCUUAAAAGUGACCUCGACAAUGUAGUUGCAAUGUGUUUUUUUUUUUUUUUUUUUUGAUGUUGUUGUUGUUUUUAGAUUUAAUGUUCAGUGCGGUUUGCAUUUAAAAGACAUUCUUGCACAUUGGGAAAUACCUGUGUGCGGUUUAUAGUUACAUAUCAAACACUGAGUUGUUGAUCAUUUCUGGAAUCGGCACGAAGAAUUCAAGUUGAAGAACUUGAAUAGGUUUUAAAUACGGUUCCUCUUUCAUCUGACCAUGUUUUUUUGCAGAUUCAUAGCCCACUAAACUGAAUUGCCAUGUAUGAACCAAACAUUCACCCUGUUGAAUGCACGGGGCUGAAAUCAUGUUAUUAUAAUAUCUUGCCAAAAUUUCCAGUUUUGGGCGUUCAUAUAUAAAUAUAUAUAUUUCUUCCUUUGCAUUGAUCCAUGUGAUAGAAUAUGUGAAACAAUGGGGAAAAAGAAAAACAAGGCAGCUAUAAGAGUGACUACUGUAAAAUGUCUAAUUAAAUAAAGACAAUGGGGGUUGUUUUUAUUUGCUUUGCUUUUCUUUCCUCAAUGUGCUGCAUACACUACUGAAAUACUUGAGAGUCCUGCCAAAUGGAAAAAAAAAAAAAAAAAAAAAAUUUCAGGGCUCAACAGUGUGAGGAUUUUGCGUGCAUUUUUGAGGGAAAACUACUGUUGCAGAUGCAGUGAGUAAAUUGGGCACACCGUGUGAACUUAAUAUAUACCAUCUGAAUAAAAACUCCCUAAUGCUAAUCAUGAUUGUAGAGUUUGAAUAUGUACAAGUAAGACAUACUAGUAAAGGUGUCAAGACUUAUGGAAAAACACUAUUGCCAAGGAUGUGUUCAGAAAUGAGUGACUACCUAUUUGACAUUUCAUAUACUUAUAUUGUUUCAUAAACAGCUAAUUAUAAAUAACCUACUAUAACUUAACUCUUUAAAAAAAAACAUUCAGAAGUUUUACUUUUUUACAAAAAAAAAAAAAUUGGUCUCAUUUGGAAAGUGUGGUUCAAUAUACAACCAUUACAGGGGUUGUGUCUUUGCUGAACCUAACAGCUACAAGUGCACUGUUGAUAGUUUUAACAAAUAUCUGGCCUGAUUCUUAUAUCCUUGCUCUAUGACAAAACCAGAAUCCUACUGAACAAAAGAACAGUGAUCUGGGCUGCGUUUCCUAAAAUCAUCGUAAGCCUAAGUUGAUCGUAGAAUCAUUGUCGCCAAUGGAGCUACGAUCAACUUAGCUUUAUGAUGCUUUUGGGAAACGCAGCCCUGGAGCAGUAUUUUCCUAACAGAUUCCUGGAGUACCACAGUGCUACAUGUUUUGCAUGUCUGCUUAAUCAAACACACCUUCACAACCUCACCUCCUGGGUUAUCCAUAAUGAGGUUAUUCCGAUGGACAAGGGGACGGUUGCUGCAGUCCGCAAGAGGCCCACUCCCACAACUGUAAAAUACCUACAACGUUUUCUUGGUUUUUCCUAUUUCUAUCCAUGCUUCAUCCAUAACUUGAGUUCCAUUACUCAUUCACUCACCAGUCUCCUCAAAGUCAGGCCCAAGUCUCUGUCCUGGACUCUGCUACCCAAGCCAUGCAAUGACUCAAAGAAACAUUUCCCAGCGCGCCGCUCCUAAUUCAUCCAGACUCCAAGAAACCCUUUGUUGGUUGAAGUCGAUGCCUCUAUAACAGGAGUUGGAGCGAUCCCGUCUCAGCAGCAGUGGACAUCACCAAAUGUGCCUCCUUCUCUAAAAAGCUCACCCCAGUGGAGAAAAAUGACAACAUCAGGAACGGAGAGCUUCUUGCCAUUAACCUAGCCCUGGAGGAAUGGAGGCAUUGGCUGGAGGGAGCCCAACAUUCAUUUACCGUACUCAAAGUCCAUAAGAGCCUUGAGUAUCCUCAUGAAGCCAAGAGACUGAAUCCACGGUAAGCCAGGUGGGCUUUAUUCUUCACAUGAUUCAACAUCUCAAUUUCCUACCUUCCUUGAUCUAAAAAUGUUAAAGUGCUCUUUCCUGUCUCCAUGCCUCCUGAGAAGCCUGAACCAGUCAUCCCAGCCAGUCUCAUCGUAAGUCCUAUUCAGUCGUCCCUUGAUGAGCAAAUCUCUGAAGCCAAUGCCUCUCUGUCGGAGUGUCCCUUGGGUCAUACCCCAGUGCAUCCCUCUGAUCAGAUCUGUUCACACCUGUGUGGGCACUGGCCACCCAAGGGCCAGUCAAACCCUCUCACUGCUGUAGGAUCACUUCUGGUGGCCAGGAAUGGCACAGGAUGGGAGAAGGUUUGUUCAAGCAUGUUCUGAAUGUGCUGUUUUAUCUUCCUCAGCGGCCCUGUUCACACCUUGGAGAGGACUUCAACCAGGCUGCCUCACUCAGAUGGUUAUACCUGAAUCCUUGUAGAUAGAUAUUACAAAGUCUGUCAUCUAAUUCCCCUCAAGGGACCCCCAUCUGCCAUGGAAACUGCUGGGCUGAUGUUUAAUUGCGUUUUCUGCAAUUUUGGCCUCCCAGAGGACAUAAUUUCCGAUCACCUCCUGAGUCUGGAAAGCAUUCUUCACACUCAUGCCCUUUUAGUGCAUACUCCGCUUCCAGCCUCCGGAGAGCGAGAGGGUCUGGGAAGCGGCUCAUCAUAAUCUUCAAGGGUCAGUGCGCUGCCAGAAGGGUCAUGCUGAUGCCCGGUGAACCGGAACGCAAAAAUAUCAACCUGGACAAAAGGUGUGGCUCUCCACCAGGGACAUCAAGCUGCACUUGCCCUGCAAGAAGAUAAGUCCCAGAUACAUAGGCCUCUUUUCACUGUCCGUCACUUCAACCACUUCAACCCCUCCACCUUAAGUUACCCACACAUUACUACCUGACCACCCUCCUGUGUCUGACUCUUCCACAGAGUCUGGUCCCAUGGAGGACCCCCACCACUCAUCCUGGAAGAGCUUGGAUUCCUUACGCCGUGGUAUCUGGUAAACUGGGAAUGAUAUGGACCAGAGGAAUGAUCAUGGGUCCUGCUCUUCUUAUCUUAUUCCAUGAAUCUUCUGAUUGUCAGGAGCAGGCUGUAGAGGGGGUACUGUCACUGAUUAACCAGGCUUCACCUUCACUUCACAACAAUCACGAUCACCUGAAAUCUGAAACACCCGCAUCUGCUCUGCAUUAUCACACCUCUCCUUUCCUGGAGUAAAGGAUCUUUACAGCCUUUGUUGUAAUGCCUGUUGUUUAUGCACAUUUAAUAUAAUUAUUAAUAUAAAUUUUAACGCAUAUUGGGUUAGGAUUGUGGUCUUUACAUCAAAUGGGUCUGGUACAGAAUUAAAUUAGUGCUGCUGUCGGAUAACAAGUAGGUGUGGGUUUCUGCACCAUACACUUUAAAACAGGGGUCUCCAACACGUCGCUCACGAGCUACCAGUAGCUCACAGCCUGAUUGGAAGUAGCUCUCCAAGACAUAUUGACACAUCAGCCGUGAGGUUAUUUUAAUGAUCCCGUUACGUAUUUUAAUUAUCAUUAAACCCGUAUUUGAUUAUCGUGAUUUGAAAAACUCACAGUAAAUACAAUUCAGCUUUAAUCAAAGUAAUUAAGAGUCUCACGCAGGCGCAGCACGUAGUUUCAUUUUGUGUGAAAACAUGACUGAAGGCAGACUGUUGAGGGAAAUUAUAUGAAAGAAUAUAUGAUUUCAUUAUUUGUGUGAAUGUAUAAGAAACCGACUGUCUUCAGAAAAGUUUCAUGAUAUUUUGCAUAUUGCAUAUUUGAUAUCGCAUAAUUUCCAGUGAUCUUGUUGACUUGAUUGCACAGAUACUAUUUAAACUGAACUGAGCUGGAUGAUGACAUAAUUGAAUUCAAUAAUGAAAUGCCUUUAACUGAAAAUUGAGUGUUUAAUCUUGUCAUUUUACAUUAUUGACACACUAUUUUCCUAUUUUGAUACUGGAAAGUUGCUUUGACACAAUCUGUAUUGUUAAAAGCGCUAUAUAAAUAAAGGUGACUUGACUUGA
Messenger RNA from Onychostoma macrolepis, 8549 nucleotides. RefSeq lists its product as uncharacterized. Gene Ontology annotation, biological process: protein demethylation; regulation of transcription by RNA polymerase II. Gene Ontology annotation, molecular function: DNA binding; transcription coregulator activity; zinc ion binding. The record is from RefSeq and is a predicted model, not a curated record. Lineage: Eukaryota; Metazoa; Chordata; Actinopteri; Cypriniformes; Cyprinidae. The coding region runs from base 726 to 3131 and encodes 801 amino acids. The transcript is spliced from 12 exons.